Molecule: messenger RNA, 2660 nt
Organism: Salvelinus sp. IW2-2015
Lineage: Eukaryota; Metazoa; Chordata; Actinopteri; Salmoniformes; Salmonidae
Gene: aig1
Product: androgen-induced 1 (H. sapiens)
Cellular component (GO): endomembrane system; membrane
Source: RefSeq, a predicted model, not a curated record
UCCUCCUCAUCCCUUUCCUCACGUUCACGUCUCGUACGCAACCUCCUCUGUCUGAAUCCCUUCUCCGAGGCAACGAACCCCCUGCACUGUGCGAGACCCGCAGCAUCAAUCUGACAGGAGGAUAUAGCAGGAGACGAGACAAGGAAACGGAGAAAAAACAUGGCGCUCAUCCCAUCUCAGGUGCUAAGGGUAGCCAUCCUCCUGUCCUAUUUCUCCAUCCUCUGCAAUUAUAAAGCAAUUGACAUGCCCGCGCAUCAAACAUAUGGCGGGAGCUGGAAGUUUUUAACAUUCAUAGACCUGGUGAUCCAGGCAGUUUUCUUUGGCGUGUGUGUGCUGACAGACCUGUCCAGCCUGCUGACCAGUGAGAACCAGGAGCAGGACAGGCAGCUUAGGAAGCUCAUUGGCCUGAGGGACUGGAUGAUGGCCGUGCUGGCCUUCCCCGUUGGAGUGUUUGUGGUGACCAUGUUCUGGGCCCUGUACUUGUAUGACAGAGACCUGGUGUACCCCAGACUGCUGGACAACUUCAUACCCCAGUGGCUCAACCACGGCAUGCACACAACCGUCCUCCCCUUCAUCAUCAUUGAGAUGAGGACCACGCACCACCAGUAUCCCAGCAGGCCUUGUGGACUGAUAGCUGUGUGCAGCUUUGCCGUGGGAUACGUUAUAUGGAUGUGCUGGGUGAACCAUGUGACCGGUGUGUGGGUCUACCCCCUGUUGGAGCAGAUCAGUCCCMUGGCGAAGGUGGCCUUCUUCUUCUGCCUCACUGUCCUGAUUAACAUCUACUACGUCCUGGGAGAGAUCCUCAACAGCUACAUCUGGGACGGCUCCAAAUGUGUUCUAGACACAGACAAGGCUAAAGCCGACUGAAGGCCAACACGUGUGGGAACCUUGCCGUCAAGUCAAGACCCAGUCCUCACUGGGCUGCCGCAAAGACAGGCCCAAUCCCGACCCGGACUGCAGAAUAACAACCACUGUGUAAAUAAAUUAUGGAAAAAUAUGUGGGAAUAUUAUGUUGGCUUUUAAAGCUGUGCGGAGUCCUCCUCUUAAAAUCGUUGAGACUGUAGCUAAGAACUGAUGCCUGUUUUCCGUCAAUGACAAGGUGGGAUAUGAAUUCACCACCUUUCUAUUUACUGGCGGUAUUACGAUGACAUUACAUUUACCCAAUUAUUAGUAUUUAAUCAUCCUGUUCAUCCACCUCAAAGGCUCAAGUUAUUAUCUGAACACAGAGUAUACUGUAUUAAUGGAAUGAACAAACUGCUACAGUAUGAUAUUAAUCUUAAGAUGCUUAGGCACACCAGCAGAGUUAGCAAAAGCCAUGUAUUCAAAUUCUCUUCUCUUUUUUUCUUUUCACUGGAGUGCUUUCCAGCGAGGGCAUCUCCUACAGUGGCAUGAAUGAUAGCCUUUUCCUGGAUGUGUAGUGCCUAACAGCUGUACCACAGAAUGUUAUUUUCUAGGACAGCCAGACUGGCAGCUCCGCUGCUCUAAAAUACCGUUUCUUGUUUUAAUGCUUUUGUAAAAAAAGGAUGACCGCAUUUAAAGUGUAUGGUCUUUCAAUAAAAAGUUGCUAUUUAGAGCGAGUCAGAGGUGUCGUGGACGUGUGUGUGUGUGUGUGUGUGUCAGCCAGUCUCACUACAGCUCUUCUCUUCACAGACUCACAUAACACUAAGUUCCACGGGAAUGACGGCCCAGCCAUUCAAUUAAAAAUAACCACACGUAUGAUUUCAUUUUUGCUCUAUAUUUUCACUGGCAAUUUCUGCCUUGCUUUUUCAGAUGCACUCUGUCCAAACAUAACAAUUCCUUUGUGCAGCGCUGGACAAGCUCUUAACGAGAAACACACACAUUCCAGUCCAUAAAGACACACUAAAUAACCAGAAGCUCAAUGCAGAAGAAAUGUACCCAUAAUAUGUCUUUUUAUUCACAGCUAUUCCAAGGCUCUAGUAACUCUGGGAGACAGACCUCAAAAGCUCUCGAAAUAAUGUUAGCCUAUAAUGUAAGUAUACCACAGUAUAUAAUAGAAACAGUUGGUACAUUCUUUGAGUGGCUGUACGUUUAUUUCGAGAGUGAUAUGAUCUCUGCUGCUGUUUAUCAUUUUUAAACAGACUGGCAAUUUAUUACAACCCUAUUAACACCAAUGUUUAAACAGAGCCAAAACAGGCAAAUACCAGAGCAUACUAUAUAUCCUCUCUAGCUAUCCUCACUUUUAUAUUCAACAAAACCUCAAAGUGUACCACCAGAACCAACUCCUGUAAUAACAGCUGUCAGCUCAAUUAGAUGGAAAAAUKAAACCCUUCUCAUCCAUCCCUCUCUAGUGAAACAGAAAUAGGUGCUCUUGACAACUGUGGUUUUUCAUCGUGAUAGAGAAUGACAUCUUUGCCCGGGUAAGUUGUUUUGUAUACACUUUUGUAAUGGCGGAAUGUGUGCACAGUCGCAGGCUCUCUGUCAGCUUGAUAACAAGAGAACGACACUUCAGUCUUCUCAUUAACACUGCCGGUCCCCCAUGUGGAGGUGACAAAUUGAAUGCAUUUUGAAGGACUUUGCUGGCAUUCAUUAGCAUUGCAAUUAGGGCAAAAACAGUGUUCGGUAAGCAGGAAAAGCUUGAGCAACAUGCAAGGCUUAGUCAAAGCCAAAAGUGUCAUGACUACAAACUGAGGCAGAAAUGC